Molecule: messenger RNA, 1025 nt
Organism: Sesamum indicum (sesame)
Lineage: Eukaryota; Viridiplantae; Streptophyta; Magnoliopsida; Lamiales; Pedaliaceae
Product: non-specific lipid transfer protein GPI-anchored 2
Source: RefSeq, a predicted model, not a curated record
UGUUAGCAGUCCUACAAGAAUGCUAAACACACAACUACUCUCUAUACAAAUAACAAUAGCCACCACCACCACCACCACCAAUGGUCACAUUAACCACAACCAUGACCACGGCCAAAACCACCACCACCACCACCUGCCUGCUCAUUAUCACGGCCAUCUUCCUGGCGGCACUUCCACGCAUCGAAGCACAACCACUGUCUCCCGCCCCUGAGCCACUGGCUGCUCCUUCUCCUGGGCCAGAUUGCCUCACGUCUUUGGGGACCAUGGCCGAUUGCCUAACCUUUGUGGACUAUGGGAGUAACUUGACAAAACCGGACCCGGCCUGCUGCCCGGAGGUGGCAGAGCUGGUAAACAACCAACCAAUAUGCCUGUGUAAGAUGCUUGCCAACUCUACUCAAUUUGGUAUCUCCAUCGACAGGAAUAGGGCCCUUAAGCUGCCCUCCGUUUGUAGUUUCACCACUCCUCCGGUUAGCUUGUGUGCAGCUAUUGGUGUUCCAGUAGCAGAUUCAGCACCAAGCCCUUCAGCAGGUGGAAGCCAAUCUCCUGGAAGCCCAAGCUAUUUCCUCAUUGGAUUUGCACUUGUUUUAUUCACAUCUUUCUUUUAAGGGUAAAUUACAAUGAUAUCUCUUGAAAUUUUUCAUAAUUAUAAAUUUCUUAUUGUUUAAAAAAAUAUAAAUACUUCUAAAAUUAAUGAUCAUCUAACAAAAAAUCCCUCGUAAUAGUGAUUGUAGAGGGUAUGUGUUAGACAAUCGUUAAUUUCAGGAGAAUAUUUGUAAUUUUUCAAAUAAGAUAUCAAUUAUAAUAAAUUUCAAAAGAGCCCAUUAUAAUUUACCCUGUUUUUAAUCAUACUAUGUAUUUCUUGGAGUUGAUUUCUUGAUUUUCAUUUGUAUGAUGUAGCAACUCUGAAUAAUAUCCAGAGUUUGAUUUAUGGUUUUAAAUUCAGAGCUACUCAUAUUUCCUAGCAAGUGAUAUUGUGUGUGUUUUUUUUAUUCUCCUGUUUGGAGUUCUGAAACAAUUUACAACUU